Messenger RNA from Neohortaea acidophila, 2097 nucleotides. RefSeq lists its product as uncharacterized. Lineage: Eukaryota; Fungi; Ascomycota; Dothideomycetes; Mycosphaerellales; Teratosphaeriaceae. The record is from RefSeq and is a predicted model, not a curated record. Gene Ontology annotation, biological process: proteolysis; peptide metabolic process. The transcript has 5 exons. Bases 1 to 2097 code for a protein of 698 amino acids. Gene Ontology annotation, molecular function: metalloendopeptidase activity.
AUGAAUCAUCAGCAGACGGCUCCUCCGCCGCUACCGAAGUGGAUAGACUGCUCUGAGUUCGUUACAACGGCACGACGCCACGUCGAAUCGGAACGCCAGAUAAUUGAUAAGAUUGUUCGCACUGUGCCGCCCACCGGCGCCACUUUUGACAAUGUGGUAUUACCAUUUGCAGAGAUUGAGGAUGCCUGUGCGGGAGAGCAGAGUUUCAUUGCCGCCCUUCGGUAUGCAGCAGUCGACGCGAGAACGCAACGCGCCGUCGAAGACGCCGAACAGCUGUACCGAGACUUUGAGGCCGAAUUGGUGCAACGGAGCGACUACUUUGUUCUUCUUGAGCAGGUCGAAGGAAAAGGCAAUGGCCAUCUGCUUGACGAGGAGUGCAGACGAUAUCUGGAUAAGAUAAUGCACCUGUACACCUCGAAUGGCUACGGCUUACUUGAUCCCGCACAAUUGAAGCAAUUUCAGGAGGCCAAGCAAGAGGGUGAAGCUCUCGGGGUCGCUUUCGAGCGCAACAUACGGGAGCACGCAGACGAUAACCUGCGCUUCUCCCUCGAGGAGCUGGUCGGUGUUCCGAGGGACAAGCUUCAUCGCUGGCCCAUUUCUGCCGACGGGCAGGUAGAUGUGCCACUGCAAUGGGCCAAUGUGUGCGCGAUCACAGAGCACGCGUGUGAGAGCCGGACGCGCCAGAUCGUUCACGAGGCCUGGAGAAACCGCCUCACGAGCAUCAACAUUCCGAUCUUCAGACGCAUCGUUCUUCUUCGGCAUGAAAAUGCACGACGCCUUGGCUACGAUACGUAUGCCGAGUUCAAACUCUCUGAGCGCGUCGUGCGCUCUAUUCCAUCGGUCGAGGAACUGAUGCAACAGUUGGCGCAGCGAAUGACGCCGGCAGCUCAUGCUUUGAUUCGCGACUGCGAAACGAAGGCUUCUACAGCAAGACUGGAGGCUUGGGACAUUCCUUAUUAUCUGAAGCAAAUCCAAGCGGGGAACGGCGCUGAUUGUGAGCAGAUCAAAGAAUGGUUUCCGGCGGAAAGAACAUUCCGCUACAUGCUGGACCUGUUGGGAUCAUACUUUCAGUUGCACUUUGAUGAACUGCCGCGCGAGCAAAUCCAGCAGCACGUUUGGGCGGAAGACGUCGGGGUCUUUGCAGUUUGGGAUGUCGGUCGCGAAAACACGUUUGUGGGAUAUCUUUACAAAGAUCUCUGGGCACGGCCGCUCAAGUUUCAAGGCAAUCAGGCUGUCAAUCUUCAACCGGGUUUCGUGCGACCAGAUGACACUCGGGUCUAUCCCGUCAGCACCAUCAUGUGCUAUUUGACCAGGUCGGAAACGAGUACGUGUGCGCUGUUGGAGCAUUCGCAACUAUGGGCAAUUUGGCAUGAACUCGGACACUGCAUGCACGACUUGCUCUCCCGGACGAGAUUCUCGAGGCUGCAUGGAUACUCGUCGCCGCCCGAGUUUGUCGAGGCCAUAAGCACCAUGCUGGAGAACUGGUGUUGGAAAGCAGACGAGCUGCGAGCGAUGAGUUGCCACUUCACGCGCGAGAAUGCGCAGUGCGAACGAGAGUGGAGGGACGCGCAUCCAGGGGAGCCUCUGCCCCCCAAACAGCUCCCAAUCGAGUUGGUGGCUCGCUUGUUCGAAAACAAAACGUCUUCUCGCCGUCGAUUGCUUCUCGACCAGCUGACGGACAGCACCUUCGAUCUAAUGUGCCAUCAUCCAAAAAGCACAAGCGAUCUCGACAACCUGCUCAACACCGAUCUGACAGAGGUCUACUCUGACCUUCGCCGCCGAUUCCACGGGAGUGAUCUACCGAGACGUGGAUAUCUGCACAGCAACGCAGCACAUCUCAUCAAUAAUCAGGCUGCGGGCUACUAUACCUACCUGGUCGCCAAUGUCAUUGCAGAGGACUUUUAUGAGACGUGCUUUGCGGGCAGACAUGCCGAUUUGCACGGUUGGAAACGUCUCCGCCAAAUCGUGCUCGAGCCGGGAAGCACUCGGGAUGAGAACACAGUGAUAGAAGAGUUUUUGGGCAGGCCGCCGGACUUGAAGCCACUUUUGCGAGCGCUGUAUUUGCCAACCGAGUCAGGCUCCAUGCCUCUUGCAUAA